AUUUAUAGCAGUAAUCAAAUAGUAGCAUAGACUGUAGAGCACUAUUUUUAAGCUAGUCUGAUAAGUAUUUAUUAUAAAGAUCAAAAGUUAAGAUCAAAUGUAGUGUUAUUUGUCUUAGAGCAGAAAGAAAGAAUUUUAGUUUUACUGAUAAGCAUUAGUAUGUUCUGUUGCAAUCAAAAUCUUAGUAUAAAAUGGUAAGAAAUUACCCAGCUACAGAUGAAAUAUAUAGCAGAUGUGGGACCGACUACUUUUUAUCGCACCCAGCCAUCUUAGUCUUCUACUGAGCAACCAUAAAAGAGUAAUUUAUAUCAUAGCAGUGACAUUACUUGGUUUGAAUUGAUUAGAAGGGUAAUUAUGGUAAAUACUGUAAAAGUCCCUGCUUGAAGCUGUGACCUGAUUUUUCCUCAUUCCUCUUUUGUAUUGUAGCCAGAUUAAAAAUGAUUGGUUUGCUGUGUUCUGUCAUACGAUUAACAUUUCCUUAUUAUUAAAGCUACACCUACACUUAGAGCAAGUUAUAGAUUUUAUGAUGAGGAUAUUCCUGCCAGUGAAGCUCUCAGGAUAACCAUAUACUUAAUCUAUCAUUCCCAACCUGUACUAACAUCGAGAUUUGUGGGAAUCACAAGCUAGAGCGAGAUGAACUCAAAUCUGAGCUGCAAAAAGAAAACAACUCAUGCAGCCCGCUGCGUGGCUCAAAAUCAGCAAAGCUGAUACUAUAAAAUCUUGGUAUUCCAUUUCCUAGGUCAGUACAUCUGCUGCUAGCUUAACCACUAGCUUCUGCUCAUUGGUAAACCAUUAAUUUUUAACUAGUCUGUAAGAAGUGCAAAAUCCUCACUCGAUAGGAAGAAUCGAGAACAAACGGCGCAGUGACGGCACCGGGUCUGCACCAGCUAACACUGCCUUCCUUUAGCAGUGCUAAGCACACGCUCUACUCUAACAUUAUCUUUUGACAUCUAGAAGCUGUCUGAAACAAUCCUAGAGCUGCAGGCAAUUUCUUCAGGAAGCUCUUGGAGGACAGAGGAGUUUUCUUCAGAAGACUGGGAAAGAGCAAACACGCUGCCUGUCUCUUAAGAAGGUGGAAAAGGAGAAGUUGGGAAAUGGUAGAUCACUGAGGGUGCCUUCAGUAUUUGGAAAAAUAUUUGUAUCACCCACUGAAGAAUCUGUUGCAAGCACCCAGAAGACAACUCAGCAGGGAGAAAUGACCAACAACAGCAUGGAAUGUGACUUUGAAGUCAUCGACAAGUUAGCAGACACCAUCCAGUAUGGUAUCUCCAUCCCCACCUUCAUUCUUGGCUUGCCUCUCAACGUCCUGGCCCUCUCCAUAUUCUGCCGCUUUUGGAGCAGACAGACCAAAACCUCAGUCUACAUGAUCAAUCUCGCACUUGCAGAUAUCCUGCUGCUUCUCUCACUCCCGCUUAAGCUGUACUACUCUACCAAAGCAGCACCUGGACUCCUGUGUGCCUUUAUCCAGUCUCUGUACUUUGUCAAUACCUACGGCAGUAUCUUCAUCAUUGUCUGCAUUACUGUUGACCGAUAUAUCUGCAUAAGGUACCCAUUUGAAGGUCGGGCUAACCAGUCCCCCAAGUGGGCAAUCUUGGUUUGCUGCUUCAUCUGGGCAGUAACUUGGUUUUGCAGCAGCCCGAUGUACGUGUUUCAAGAGAAAGAUGAAUUACUUUGUUUUCACAACAUGUCAAAACAGGCCUGGAGCAUUCCCUAUAUUGUUUCUGUGGAGGUCUUCGGAUUUCUGAUCCCACUCUCAGUGAUAGUUUUCUGCUCUGCCCAAAACAUCUGGAUUCUUCUGAAUCACAAAAACGGUGCUAAAAAGAAAGCAGAAGACAGAAGCUCCUUACUAGUAAUUAUCAUCAACCUUGUGGUGUUUUUGGUGUGUUUCACACCUGUCCACCUUGCAAUCUGCCUACAGUGCCUGGUGAGACAGCACGUGAUAGUGGACUGCAAUCUAAAACAAAAAAUCAGCCUCUUCAUUCAGGUGUCAAUGAUGGUUGCCAACCUGAACUGCUGUCUUGAUACCAUCUUCUAUUACUUCGCUGUAAGAGAAUUUCGUGAGAAAGCACGCCUGAAAAAAAUUAUUGAACUGUGUCCUGUCUUUAAGCCGUGUGCCACAUGAUUCCUGCUGUGGAAGAAUGCCUCUUCCCCAGCUGCCACUUGCCUUGCAAGGGGGACACUGACAGCAUUAUUCUAGACAUAGCAGUAAGGUCACCUUGGCCAUUGCAGGGAGGCUGCAGGACUGAGAAGGACAUCUUUUUUUUUUUUUUUUUUCCUCAUGAAUGUGAAUAUUUUUCUUCCCUUAAGAUGAAAGGAAGAAUUCUGGAAAAAAGAAACUGCAUUAGGAAAGUGACAGUGAUGCCCAAAGAAGCAUUUGCAUUGAUGCUACCUACUGAACGUGAAAGGUUUGCCACACGAAAACUACGCAGAUCACUGGAAUGCCCAUUAAAAUCAGCCUUUGUCACAGCUGUAACAGUUUUCCUUUUGCCAAUGUGAUCAGAAACUUUUUUUUUGCUAAAGACCAGACAAACACAGAAAUAACUAUUUAAAACCUUCUUGCUAGCUUAGAAGGUAACUAAGCGUUUAAAGGAAAGUAUCUGGCCAAAGUUCGGCUCUGCUCUUUCCUUCGGUAAACCUUACAGAAGGUCUCUGUCAGAACUCAUUUGCUUUGGACAGCUUGGCUGGCCUGCAGUAACACAGAGCCACCCCUCCUGUAAGCAUUAUACACCAGCUGGGGCUGUUACACAGGACAGCAGCCCCUGCUUUUCCACAAAGGACACCUUACCUGGUAUACAACAGUAACGAGCAACAAACAUCCCUGAUUCUCUUUGCUGAGGAAUCACAGAACAAAUAAUAAUAUUAAUUCUGGAAAAAAUCAGAAUGGUUUCUGCAAUUUUAAAUUUAAAGUUUCUCCUACCAUUUUAAAACUGGUUUUGCACAUGAAAAACAAAAGAAUCCCUUCACAUAGUGCAUUUAGUGAAAGGUUGUACAUGAACUGGAGGUGACCAUCACUGUAUUUCUGCCAAAGAUAUAACAAGAUACAUGUAUAAAAUUCUUCUGUCUUCUUUCUUGGAAAAGAGGAAUUAGGGAAGCAAGCACAGCAUUGUGGAAAUAUAGUUUGGAAGCACUCAUCUGAUGUACUCCUGGCUCACAGAUGAAAGACUGGAUCAGCUUUAUGCCACUCAUUCCUCGAGGAAGCCCUCCUAGCCUGUGCUUUGUAUUUCACAAAAUGUCUCUGGAUGUGCCUUGACCAUCCUCAGUCAGCCCUUCGCGUAUAUCACCACCCUUGGGCCAUUUGUAAGUUUGGCUCUAAGCUGAAACUAAAGGCUUCCUUCUUGCAAUUUAAGCCUGCCAUUUCUUGUGCCAUUAUAUUGCCAUGGCUCCUGCUCUUACCCAGAUGCACUUUCACAUCCAGAAACCCAUUUUUGUCUCUUUAUAAAACAGCUGUAAAAAUGUUUAAAAUUGCUUGAAACGAAGUCUUCAUUCCAGGGCAGAUGUUCACUUUAUUCAAAAUGUGAAAAGAAAGCAGCUUCUGUCUCACACAAGUUAAAAAGGCAUGGGUUUAGUUUUGAAAAUACAGUUUUCAGUCAAUUGAUUUAUUGAAUAAAUGACUGAUGAUGUAAGUGGACAGCUGUACACACCUAAUACUGGACGUAAUGUGGGAGUGUUUUAAAACCUGUUAAUACUAAACGUAUUAACACAGCUGAGGCAUGAAAUUUGAUGAGAAGCAUGGGGUUUUGACAUCAAUUUUGCCAUUAUCUGCAGAUGUGCAGGAGGAAGAGGUUUACAAAACAGUAGGUGUUCAAAACAUUAUUUGCUUCUGCCUCGGUCAUUCAGGAACUUGCAACCUUUUCAAUAUGAGUUAGCCUGUUUUGUAGCUUUCACAUUACUUUGCAUAUGAAAUGUGUGUGUUGGAAAGAACAUGUUCUACUAAAUAAACUGUAUACGUGCAGUAUAUGCUAUAAAAAUACAUUUUAAUUCCUCAGUCUGA
Messenger RNA from Anas platyrhynchos (mallard), 3991 nucleotides. NCBI's taxonomy places the organism in Eukaryota, Metazoa, Chordata, Aves, Anseriformes, Anatidae. The record is from RefSeq and is a predicted model, not a curated record.